Lentinula edodes (shiitake mushroom) is the source of this 1620-nucleotide messenger RNA. Its product is annotated as protein kinase subdomain-containing protein PKL/CAK/Fmp29. The transcript is spliced from 3 exons. NCBI's taxonomy places the organism in Eukaryota, Fungi, Basidiomycota, Agaricomycetes, Agaricales, Omphalotaceae. Gene Ontology annotation, cellular component: mitochondrion. The record is from RefSeq and is a predicted model, not a curated record. Bases 1 to 1620 code for a protein of 539 amino acids.
AUGUCAGACACUCCUAAUGAUCUCUUCAACUAUUCAUCAGGACGUUGGCUGCAAGUCUUUGUCAACAACGAUCUUCGGGUUGCAGAGCGCAGACGUGAGUUUGACGUCGAGGAGCUCUGUCGACUUGCGGCGCAGUCUGUUGGCCGGACUUCUCGUGAUAUCCAAGCAUUUGUGAAGCUCGCUGAGGGCGGCUUUAACCGGACUUUCCUUAUCACCAUGCAUGAUGGCUUCGAGAUGGUAGCCCGCGUCCCGUACACCGUCACAGUCCCCAAGUUCUAUGCUAUUGCUAGUGAAGUAGCCACAAUGCGUUUCUUACGUUCCUCGGGGCUACCUAUUCCCGAGGUUUAUGACUACUCUCCUUCGUCGGACAACGCUGCGAAGACGGAAUAUAUCUUUAUGGAGUUUAUCAGAGGUACCAAUUUUAGCGAUGUGUGGUUGGACCUGGAGGAAGGAGAAAUCAACUCGGUCUUGCGUCAACUUGUUCAAGUCGAGUCUCGCAUGAUGUCGAUCCAUUUUCCAGCUGGUGGAAGCCUUUAUUAUACUGAGGAUCUGGAGAAGAUGACAGGGAGGAAGGGAAUUUUGCUCAACGACGAACGCUUCUGCGUCGGUGUAGAUGCCAGGGUGCGUAUGUGGUACGGACGGAGGUCACAGUUGGAUGUGGACAGGGGACCCUACGAAAGCGCCGAAGCAGCACUUGAAGCAGUAGCACGCAAGGAAAUUGCAUAUCUAAGACAGUUUGGUCAACCAAUACUCCCAUUCCAGCGAGAAAGACGGGAAUAUUACGAGUACAAAGAGCAGUUACCGUCAGACCACAUCAAGAAUCUCGAACGCUACCUUCUCAUGGCACCCUUGCUCAUCCCAAAAGAUCCUGCUCUUCAUCAUUUCUGUAUUCGCCAUCCUGAUCUCCAGCCGAGUAACAUCAUCGUGUCGAGGUCACCAGAAUCUAACCAAUUAAAAGUCGUGAGCCUGUUGGACUGGCAACACGCCUCGAUCCUACCCCCAUUUCUCCUCGCUGGUAUACCAGAUCGCUUCCAGAACUACAAUGACCCAAUCUCUGAGGCUCUCAUACCACCUUCCCUACCGGUGAACUUGAACAAAUUGAACGAAUCAGAGCAGAACCGCGAGAGGUCACUUUACCAUAGCCGUCUCUUCCACCUCCACUACGUCAAGAACACCAAAGAGUACAACAGGCGUCAUCUCGAUCUGAUCAUUGACCCCAUAUCCAUGUUCCUCUGCCGCCUUUUUGAUGGGGCCGGUGCUCCUUGGGAGGGUGAAACUCACACUUUGAAGACUGCGUUAAUAAAGGCAACUGAGGUAUGGGCGAGGCUUGUGGGGCAAGGGGAAGCCGUGCCGUGUCCAGUUGUAUUCGAUCCUGAGGAUCUACGCCAGACAAAGGAGCUGAGUGAAAAGCUGCAAGCAGUCGAUGAGGCCUUCGAGGAGUGUCAAGCCAUGAUUGGUUUGGGACCCGAGACUUGGGUGACCAACGAACAAUACGAGAUGGCCGUGGCCCUCGGCGAGUUGGUAAAGCAAAAAGUCCUUGCAAGGAUCCCGGAGGAAGACCGCGCUAGGACUGAGGCGCAUUGGUUCCUGGACGAUAUGGACGAAAAGGAUUACUUCUAA